This is a messenger RNA of Daldinia decipiens, 1310 nucleotides long. Its product is annotated as Thioesterase/thiol ester dehydrase-isomerase. The transcript has 3 exons. The record is from RefSeq and is a predicted model, not a curated record. Gene Ontology annotation, cellular component: peroxisome. Lineage: Eukaryota; Fungi; Ascomycota; Sordariomycetes; Xylariales; Hypoxylaceae. The coding region runs from base 249 to 1178 and encodes 309 amino acids.
AUCGUUAGAUCAUGUGGGGCUUGUAUUCCUAAUGCCGGACACUUGCCCGUCUUUUUGUUGCGUUUGAGCUUCAGGAACCCAUUAGCCGCUCUUUAAGUCCGCUCUUUAAGUAUACACAUACUUAGGUUAGUAGCUCUCCAUACUAUACACUCCUACGUACAACUCUUUACUCGUAAAUCUAUACCAUACCACGCCCAUUUACAUCUCCAAUUCCAAUUAGACGAACGUCAACCUCAGUGAAAUCGAAAAUGAGCAGUCCAGGAGCCGGGUUUGAAUAUCCUCCUACCGAGGUAUCGUGGACAAAGCGCGAUGUCUUGCUGUUUGCCAACACUAUAGGCUGUACUUCUGACGAGCUUCACUUCCUCUACGAGCUCGAUCCUAAUUUCUCGGUGUUCCCGACCUAUCCGGUCAUUCUCCCUUUCAAAAAGACCCAGCAAGAAGUCAUCGACUUCUAUGCCUCGGAGAAGGAAGUCAAAAUCCCCGGCGUGCCCGACUUCGAUGCGCGACGAGUCGUCGACGGUCAGCGACUUGUCCAAUUCCUCAAGCCCCUCCCUACAACGUCGGCCGGCAGGAAGUUCGAGAUCCGGAGUAAAGUCCUUGGUGUAUACGAUAAGGGCCGACCAGGCUCGGUCGUCGAUAUUCAGCAGGACCUGGUAGACGUUGAGACAGGUGAGGUCUACACGCGCGCCAUCGGCAGCUCGUUCUACGUAGCGCAGGGCAACUGGGGUGGUCCCAAGGGUCCCGCAACCGAGAACUUCCCUCCGCCAAAGGACAAGAAGCCGGACGUCGAGUUCGAGAACCAGACCAAUGCGCAGACACCCCUGCUGUAUCGGUUGAACGGCGACUACAACCCGCUCCAUGCGCACCCGGAGCCAGGCAAGAAGAUGGGAUUUGGCGGUGUCAUCAUCCACGGCUUAUACUCGUUCAACUCAACCUGUCACGGUCUGCUGCAGAAAUUGGGUGGCAGCGACCCUGCCAACAUUAAGGAGUUCCAGGCCCGAUUUGCGAGCCCUGUACGCCCUGGAGAUAAGAUAGUCACAUCCGUAUGGAGGACCGGCCAGGUGAAGGGGGAGUGGGAAGAGGUUAGAUUUGUAGUUAAGGUUGCGGGUGGGAAGGUUUGUUUGAGUAACGGGAGAGCGUUGAUGAAGGUGGUGGGAGAAUCCAAGAGCAAGCUAUAAGCGGAAUUUUAUAUUGGGAAUGAUUUUAAGCUAUAAAAGAUGUCAACUACCUACCUAUGGAUGUGUAAAAUAAGUAUAUAGCGAUUAGCUUAGGUACCUAUAUUGCAAUAUUAUUCUCAAACUUGAAAGGCA